AUGUUGAAGCGGUAUGAAAGGACAAAACUAAAUGUCCUUCGUGGGGAAAGGUUUCUGCGUCUUUGUGAAGUUUCUUACAGAGCCGUGUGUCGUGAUCCUUCUUUGGGUGGGGCAGAGGGAAUUGCUAACAUAGAGGAUAGAACGUGGGAAAUGGUACAACGGACUUUUCAGGCUUCUCCAGAAAGAUGUUCACUCAAAAAUGCUCCAUUUUCUGUAGAUGGUGUUGAGAUUUGCGCCUUAUUGCGUCGUCCGGAUAAUGUAUUUCUUAUUUUAGUUGCACAAUAUCGUCCCCCAGUGGAUGCGGUUGUGUUGGAGUUUCCUGCAGGGUUAGUGGAUAAUGGUGAAGAUGUUAAGAGCGCAGCCCUACGCGAACUUAAAGAAGAAACGGGUUAUGUUGCCACUGAAGAAAACAUUAUAAGUGUGACUGAUGCACUCUGUUGUGAACCCGGGAUGACUGAUUCCUGCUGCAAAUUUGUGAGGUUGUUUGUUGAUGGUGAAAAGGAGGUAAACCGCUUUCCACAGCAAGAGUUAGACGAGGGUGAAGACAUUGAGGUGAUCUUGCUUCCAAUAUCUUUAAAAAAGGGAGUUGCUGGGGGUGAUACCCCUCUACAGUCGUUGAACAAGCUAUUACACGAAAAAAAUAAAGGCCAACAACGAAACAUUGUCGACGCAAAACUGUAUAUGUUUCUGGAUGGUCUCUCCCAGAUGAGUACGAUGUUUUGUUAA
Molecule: messenger RNA, 726 nt
Organism: Trypanosoma cruzi
Lineage: Eukaryota; Euglenozoa; Kinetoplastea; Trypanosomatida; Trypanosomatidae
Product: nudix hydrolase, putative
Exons: 1
Coding region: 1-726 (241 amino acids)
Biological process (GO): ribose phosphate metabolic process; nucleoside phosphate metabolic process
Molecular function (GO): hydrolase activity
Source: RefSeq, a predicted model, not a curated record